AUGAAGUUCUCAGUACUCACCUUCAUCACUCUGGCCGCCUCGUCGGUGUACGGCUCAGUCAUUGAUGUUGCCGCCGCUCAAGAUGCCAACACUCUUGCCAACAUCGAGACUCGUGCCACAUGCUCGAGCUCCGACAUGCAAGCAGUCAAGGAUCGCAUCAACCACUUCAACGUCUUCUGUCAGAUGUACAAUGCCCAACCUCGCGAUUCAUCGCCUCUCCCUACAUUGACUGCCGCCAAGUUGACCAGCGCAUGCUCGUGUAUCCUCGCCCAGUGGAACAAAGUGGCAAACCCUACCUCCGUUCCCUCGACCGGAUCAAACACUUGCGCCGCUUCAGACAUCAACCUGAUCAAGAACGAGGCACCCAGAAACUUCAAAUCCUACUGCACAUGGUGGGGCUUGAUGUACGUUCCUCUCUCCCUCUCCUCAUCAAAUUCUUAUAUACUGAUUAGCCCUCACAGUUACCGCACACGCUCAGCCAUCCCCGGAGUCAGCGCCGACCAAAUCACCAAGUCGUGCAAGUGCCUGCUCAACCCAGGCUCAGUCACAUCCACCACCGCUAAGGCUGCCACUACCACCAAGGCUGCAGCCACUUCUGCUUCUGCCUGCAAGAAGCGCAGAAAGGUCCGCAGAACCGUUACUGUUGAGGUUCCUGCCGAAGCCACUCCUUCUUUCUAA
Aureobasidium melanogenum CBS 110374 is the source of this 678-nucleotide messenger RNA. RefSeq lists its product as uncharacterized. The record is from RefSeq and is a predicted model, not a curated record. The coding region runs from base 1 to 678 and encodes 225 amino acids. Lineage: Eukaryota; Fungi; Ascomycota; Dothideomycetes; Dothideales; Saccotheciaceae. The transcript has 2 exons.